This is a messenger RNA of Oldenlandia corymbosa var. corymbosa, 963 nucleotides long. The record is from the annotation of a GenBank genome assembly. Lineage: Eukaryota; Viridiplantae; Streptophyta; Magnoliopsida; Gentianales; Rubiaceae.
CUUCUCCAACCAGUCCUCUAAUUUUUUCUACGUUACACUGUUAUUUCCAAUAAAAAAAGUCCCUCCUAAAUCCCCCUAUAAAUACCCUCCCGUUCUUUGCAUUCCGGACAAUUAAGGGGCUCGCAGAUUUUCUUUCUUUUCUUGUUUUAAACUUCCACUAUGGCUAACCGGAAGGUUUUAAGCUUUCUUUUUCUUGUUGUUUUAGGAAUCAGCAUUGGUGUUGAAUGUAGGUCACUCCUCAAGGUUGGAGGUGGUGAAAGGUUCGGACAUGGAGGUGGUGUUGGAGUCGGAAUAGGUGGCGGCAAUGGUGGUUAUGGAAAGGGUGGUGGAUGGGGAGGCGGCGGUGGUUAUGGCGGAGGUGGAGGAGGAGGGGAAGGCGGAGAGGGAGGUGGUGGUGGUGGUUAUGGAAUGGGAGGUGGCGGUGGUUAUGGCGGAGGUGGAGGAGGACGGGAAGGCGGAGAGGGAGGUGGUGGUGGUUAUGGAAUGGGGGUUGGUGGUAGUGGUUAUGGAAUGGGAGGUGGCGGUGGUUAUGGCGGAGGUGAAGGAGGAGAGGGAGGUGGCGGUGGUUCUGGCGGAGGUGAAGGAGGAGAGGGAAGUGGUGGUGAAAAUGGUGGAGGUGAAGGAGGCGGAAAGGGAAGUGGUGGAGGUCAUGGUACUUAUGGCGGAGGUGAAGGAGGAGAGGGAGGUAGUGGUGAAAAUGGCGGAGGUGAAGGAGGCGGAAAGGGAGGUGGUGGUGAGAAUGGCGGAGGUGAUGGAGGCGGAAAAUUAGGUGGUGGAGGUCAUGGUAGUUAUGGCGGAGGCGAAGGAGGCGGAAAUGGAGGUGAAGGAGGAGUAGGCGGAAAGGGAGGUGAUGGGGGCGGAGAGGGAGGUGGUAACUGCCGAGGUGCAAGAGGCGAAAAAGGAGGUGAUGGCGGUGGUGCAGGAGGUAGUGUAGGAAAUCGUGCUGCUGGUUAUUCCCCUUGA